AUGCUAAGCGGUACAAAUACCCCUGCCGAAGAACUCCGUUCCUCGGGAUUUUUUGACCCUCCAGAAAAUGACCCUCCGGCUUUGGCUUUGGCUGCUUCUGUUGCUGCUGCUGCUGCUGCUGCUGCUAAUGCUAAUGCUAAUGCUAAUGUGGGAACCUCUGCCUCUGUGGUCCCACCACAAUCUUUCCCCACCACCACCUCUAACAUCAGAAGCACUCCCACAGCUCCCAACUUGGGACACCACAUCCAUAUCCAACAACAACAACAUCAACAACAUUUCCAAUACCCCCCUGAACAACCCCCUACAACAGCUUUUGCCACCAUAGACCUCGAUGCCGCAACUGGCAUCGAUCCCCUAAAUCUCCCUCAACUUGACCAGCAAUUUGCCAUCACAAGCAUCUCACGCUCCGCAAGUCUUCGUUCAAACCAUCCUAUGGUCCCACCAGCUUCUGUGGCUGUUUUGUCAAAUACUCCAAAUACUACUACCACCAGCACAGCCAUGUAUCAACAACAACAAUUACAACAACAACAACAACAACAACACCAGCUCCAAUCACAACAACUACAACAAGAUUUUCCAGCUGAAUUCAAUCCUCAUCCUCCUCAAAAUGCUUCUACCCCAAUUAUUUCUUCUGCUGAAAUCGCUGCUUUUCAUGCGCAGUCCAUGGCUUUACCUCAAGAUAAUCUUAAUCAUCCUCAUCCAGCUUACUCAAUACAACAACCUCAAGCUCAAAUACUACAACACCAGCAAGCCCAAAUAUUACAGCAGCAGCAAGCUCAAAUACUACAUCAACAACAACAACAACAACAACAACAACAACAACAACAACAACAACUUCAAUCUCAAGCAGCAACUACUACACCUUCUAUAGGCUACCACCAUGAUCGGAAUCAAUCCCUUCCCGCAGCCUCUUCCCAGCAGUUUGAUCAACAGCCCUACAAGGUCAGCCUAAAUAGAGCAGCCACAACAGCCCACGACCCACCCUCGUCUGCUUCGUCUGCGCGCUACUCUUUUACACCAAGUCUUAUAAAUAUAUCUAGCAUUGCCCCCUCAGCUCCUUCUUCUACCACCAUGCAAGACCCAGCUUCCACUUUCUUCCAGUUUCCUUCUUCAUCUUCAUCUUCAUCUUCAGCUAUUGCGACUGCGGGCCCCAAUAACGUCAUUCAACCUCCUGAAACUAUGGCUCAAAUAUUUAUCCCCCCAUCAGACCAGCAGCAGCAGCAGCAACAACAACAACAACAACAACAACAACAACAACAACAACAACAACAACAGCUGCAUGCUCAGCAAAUUAUAAUACCAUCUCAGGAUGUGGUGCUACCCGCCCCUCAUCAACAACAACAGCCUUCCCAAAUAAUUUCUGACGCACCCUUGAUACAACAACCAUUUGUUCAACAAAUUUCAUUACCACCACCUCCUCAACAACAGUUAUCAUUUGAUCAAUCUACAUCAAUGCCUUUAUCUCCAACUGAUCCUUCUACAAUAUUAAUUCCAGACAUGACUGACGGGUUUGCAGGAAUCACCAUCCCUGAUUCGUUAUCCCCUAUUGCAGACACGUUCCAGCCACCUACUCAAAUAUUGCAAGAUCAACAACAACAAAAUUCCCAGCCAUCCCCUAUAGCCCCCCAGAAACCUGCUGAUCCGCCACACAUUCUGGAAUUUAUUAGCACUUCCCGACAUGGUCACUCGGCCUCGCGUAACCUCUCUUCAUCCAGUAAUACUCUUACUAGUACUAAGACAGCUGAAUCUAAAAAUACUUCUGAAUACGCUCUUCACAUUAUUUUUACUAGAUUUGUGAGAUAUGCGGAAAAGAAGCUCAAUGCAUGUGUCAGUUAUGCCUAUUCUGGUCAAGAAGAACCACCAGUAAAGGCUCUGCUAUCGCCGGGCAUCGACCCUGAGUUUGAUCAUGCAAUCUCACUUUUGGGAGAUACGGCAAAGAGUAAACCCAAGCCUGUCAUAGACUCAGUCAUGUUUUGGCGCAAAACUAAAGCUACCGCCGCUGCCAAAGCCACAAAUGCUUUAACUGAAGCUCUAGCAAAACAGUCUCGUACAAAUGGCCAUGAUAAUCGUGGUGCAGGGUCCAAGGUUGACCAGCUGCGUAAAGAGGAGAUCAUUGCUGACCGUAAAAGCUUUAUUUCCAUUUUUAUUCUUUGCAGAGUACUCAUGGAAAUUGUCAAAAAGACCCCCCCAGAUAUCUUGGGCGAUUCCCUCAUAAGUAAGCUCGCUGAAAUCGUAUUCAAGCAGCUCAAAAGCACUGACCCAAACAUCCUUUCCAAAAGCCCCCUCCGCGCCGGCAACUGGAGUCUUUUUGCUGAACUCCUUGGUGAAAUGUCAAACUUUCAUUUUGCCGGCGUUGCAGACGAAUUCAUAAUUGAACUUGAAAAACACACCGGCACCAUUGCCAAAGAGCGUGAGCUCAAUGUCCAGCUCGUCAUCCACGGAAUGAAGUAUCUCAAGGUCAAACUCUACCCUAUGGACGCACUCGAAGAAUCGUCUGAUUUUUUGUCUUCGCUGGCCAAGUUUUUCAAUCUGGUCAACAACCCAAGCAUCAAGGUUGCAUACGCUCAGGUCUUUUGUGAUCUACUCCUUCCUGUUGCGGAAACGGCUACCGCUGAGUUUAACUACCCCACUUGGGAAAAAGCUAUGGAUACUCUAUACGCCUCUGCCACCAAGCUUCUUUCUAAACCAAGUCUUUGGACCUGGUCCUUUUCUUUGGCUACCUCUAUCCUUAGUGUCUCCCCACCAGAAUCCUUCUCGCCAAACUGGAUUCCUCUUUAUGAAAGCCACGUUUCAAAAUUCAAGGAUAAGGAGCUUCGCAAUAUUUUCCUCACUUCCGUGACUCGACUUGUUUGGGUCUUUUUAUUCCGCUGUACAGACUCCCUCAACAACACUACCAAGAAGUUGGAGCAAAUAUGUAAGCCGCUAAUAGCCCACGGCGUUAAGCGCUUUUGGACUUCGCUGGACCCAGCUUCUGCCGCUUCCCUCGGCUAUUUUAUUCGCGUUGUGGGAUACGGCCAUCUUCAAUAUACCCUUGAGUCUAUCUUCUUUCAGCUCAUGUUUCCAAAUGUCACCCAAACGAUGACGGACUUUUCCACAGUUACCCUUGACAAUAUUUUCCCCGAGCGCCUCAUAAUCUCCAUUAGAGCCUUUAUCUACACACUCAAUGACUUUGAGACAAACACCCGCCCAGAGUUCCCCACCACUGAAUCUAUUGACAGCUUUUACCACACCCUUCCUACAAAAACUGCCGCCAAACCUGUCAAAAACUACUCCAUCACACUUUCAGAAACAAAAGAUCAAUUUUGCAGGCUCAUUGGCAAGCUCCUCAUUCUAUGCGAUUCAAGCCUUGGUUACAAUAUUUUAAUAACUGAGGAAAAAGCUCACGUUACCCCCACCCCCUUCAAAACUCAAAUACCCGUUGCCUUUCAUUUUGGCACAAACAGAGACAAGGAAAGCAAUGCUGCUUCUCACAAACAAGCCAUCUCUGAUUUAUUUUGCAUUAUCCUUGAGUCUAUUCCAUGGUGCUUCCCAUCUUCCCUCGGUACCACCAAAAUUAUUGAGCUUCUUUGCCGCAAUUCCGUCAACCCUGACUCAAACAUUAGCUCAACUUCUUCUCGCAUCCUCAAGGUCCUCAUUUCUACCCGUGACCCUGUCACCAUCCUUCCCAUUGUCACAAAUUUCCUCUUCAACCUCGAUACUAAAAUUUUUUCCACUUUCAAUGCCUCUCUCUCUUCACACUCAGACUUCAAACUUCUUCUCAACAUUUACAUUGACUUACUCGUCACAUGGAAAGAUCAAGUUGCUGCUUCCAAGAUUGAAAAGGAAGAAAAUCAACGGUCACAACCUGCAUGGCCACCAUGGAACAAUACGGACCACAAUAGCGGCAAUUCAAACAACUCCAAUGGAAACAACAAUAACAACUCUGCAUUUGUUUUUGGCCACGCAAACUCCAACGACGACUCGACUGAUUCCGCAAAGCGUAGUGAUACCCAAAAACUUAACGGCAUUUGGAACAUUGUUGAGGAAGCUGAGGGCAAUGGAUUGUUUUUCCUUUGCUCUCAAGACCGUGCCAUUCGCCAGUGUGCUAUUCGCUUACUUAGACUCACUGCUGAAUUUGACACUUUGUUGAGCUCAGUUUCAAAGUCAACAAAAUCAAGCAUUAGUUCUUCUGUCCCACCUCCACAGGCUUCUUCCGAAAAUGUUGAUGGCGAUGAUGACGAUGAUGACGAUGAUGACGACAAUAACGAAGAAAACAGUGACAAAUCUCCUAGCUUGUCUACUCGCCUCAUUUCAUUUUUCGAAACUACUGAGCCUCUUACGCUCUACAAGAGCGUUUCAUACAGAAUUGUGCUCAGCGCGCCCGAGCGCCGCCGCAUUCACAAACUUUAUGGGAAACAUACAGGUGGUCUUGUCUACGUUGCGGAGUCCGACUAUGGUGUCGACACUGCAAUCUGGCUCAAACUAUUUCCGCUUGUUAUGAUUUCCAUUUUUGAGUCGUACCCUGUUGUCGUUGCCCUUUGUCGCAAUACCAUUUGCGGAAAGCUGGUUCGCAUGCACGACACAGUCAUGGAGUUUUGUGCCACACAAACCAUCCAGUCAGUAUUUGCUCCCAAACACCCAAUGCGUACGCAUCCUGAGCUUGUCAUUGAGCAGUGGCGUAUGUAUUUGAUUGUAGCCAGUACAACACUUACUCAAACCGACGAGCAAAAGCUUCAUGUUCCAACCAACCAGUACCAGCACGGCCGCAAAAAGUCUGUCCAAAAAAUUACGAUCCACCACCAGAAAAUCACGUCAGCACGCUCGGUGUUCCGCCUCGUCAUCCCGCUCUUUGGUGUAGAGCAUCCCAUUAUCCGUGAUGCGGUGGUCACCAGUUUGACGUGGGUCAAUAUUAACAUUUACAAGACUUUGCUUGAGUGUCUGGAGCCGGCCAUUUCGAAGUGGAAGGAAGAUUUUGCGUCGUAUCUAUCUCAGCCGCGCAAGGAUCCUUCGAUUAAGAACAAGAUUGAGCACGUUGCCACGGAGAUUGCGCAUGUUUUUAGUGCAACAGCCCACUAUCUUAAGGAAAAACACAUUUACGAGGACACUUGGAUUCUUGAACGAAUCUUGACUUUUUUAAAUGAAAUCAAGAGCUUUUUCUUGUCCCGCACAGAAGUCCAAAAUGAUCCAGGGUGCCAACGCUUGCGAAUUUUUUUCGCUUCCCUUUUGGAAAGUGCUUACCUUGGCGUCCAACGUAACCCAGAAGACUCGUCCAACCGGGCUCUUUUCAGUUAUGAGAUGCGUGUCAAGUACUUUUUCUUUAUUGAGGAAUGGUGUGGUGUUGGACCCAACGAGGGUGUUGCUGAGCGGCGUAUUGGGUUGAUGAAGUCGGCGCUCAAGUCUCUUGGCUAUACCCGCGACGGCAGCAGAAUUGCGCUUGCUGGGUUUGAAGUAGAGCGCACGUCUUUGGAAACAAAGGCACUGAGUGCCAUGGCCACUCUCUGCUCGGGACCCAUUCACAAUAAUGGCAGCGAAUCGCCUCAGCAGUCACCAUACUUUGAGAACUUUAGCCGAUCUCGCUUGCUGAGUCUAAUUGAAGCCAUGUUUGAGUCUUCUAAGGAACACAGUAUUGAGAUUGCAUGCCGUGCGCUGAAAAACCUGCUUUCCACAAACCCUGAGGAAACACUUAUUUUCCGCGAGUCUAUUGCUAACUGCUACAAGAAAAAUUCGGGCAAUGUAAUUGCUCAGAGCUACUUCUUGGCGAUUGCCGAGGUACUUCUCCAGCUUGACGAGUACCCUUGCAAGGUGUGGCAAGUGCUUUCGCUUGGUCUUUUCGAGUGUGGCGACAGUAAUGUGGAGCUGCGCCGUCUUGCUCUCAAGCUGUUGACCGCCACAGAAAAGAAGUUUUAUGAUGGGAACUGUGUGCGCGACUACGAGGUCGGUUUGCUGAGCAACACCUCUGCGGUUUACAAGCGAGCAAUGUUUAAUCUCUCAAGCCGAUUUGCUCUCGAGCACCCAGAAGAGGCGUUUAUGGUUUUCUCGGAAAUGACUAUGUUUUUCCAUCAGGUUGACAAUAUCUCGCGCCGCGACAUUUUGGCCGUCCUGUUACCGUGGAUCCAGUCCGUCGAGCUGCAAGUUGAGGCUGACGGGUCUACUCCGAGUCCCUCAGCCACCAUGGUCAUGAACAACUUGUUUGAAAUCACAGUUAUCUUUUCACCUAAGAUUCAAAAUGAAGUUGAAGCACUAUGGGUUGCCAUUGGUAACGGCAAAUACCCAGGAAAUGUCAAGGCUGUACUCAACUACAUUAUCCACCACUGUCUUGUGCGUCGCAGCCCCCAGUUUGUUGAGCAUGUGCGCAAAAUUUUGGUGUAUCUGUCUUCAACAGCUGUGGGUGCUAGCCUCAUUGAUGACUUGAUUUCGUAUCUUGAACCAAAGUGUCUUGUCCCUGAAAAACCAUCUCCACAUGAUAUUAGCGAUGCCGCUUCACAAUUCCCUCAUGUUUCCAACAUCUCCACUUUGCUUGACGCUGGCGAAAAGGAGGCAAGCUUUAGCAAGGGCCAGCUGGCUGUUAUCUUUUUGGUGGAUGUUUUAACUGACAAGCCGCAGUAUCUCGAGUCCAAUUUUGCACUCCUGCUUCAUGUGUGCUAUGUCUUACUUGACCACUAUACUUCCAUUGUCAGCGCGCAAGCUCGCGAAAUGCUCAUCAUGGUUAUCCACUCAUUAGCCAAAACCAAUCCGAACAAGGCUGACGAGCUGAUCACUGUUUUACGUCGCUGGGAUUCAAGCACGUCGUGGUCUUACUACGAGCUGACAAGUGACAAGAUUGGUGCGCGCACGCCCAAGAGCAUGAACAAGACGAUCCAUGACAUCAUUGACAUUUUUGCUGAGGACGUGCCAAACCUACGUGAGCAGUGGUCGCGCGUGGCACUCUCGUGGGCCACAUCUUGCCCCGUGCGCCACGUGGCUUGCCGCUCAUUUCAAAUCUUCCGCUGCAUGUUGCAUGCCGUUGAUGCAAGCAUGCUUGGCGAUAUGUUGGGACGGCUGUGCAACACAAUUGCGGAUGAGAAGCCCGACAUUCAAGGGUUUGCGAUGCAAAUUCUUAUGACUCUGCGCGAAAUCACAAUCAAACUUUCGUCUACAGAGCUCAUGAAUAUCCCACAGCUCUUUUGGGCUGCAGUUGCUUGUCUGGGUUCUGUUCACGAGCAAGAGUUUAUCGAAUCCCUCCGCAUUUUUGACGGCAUCAUUUCUAAGAUUGAUUUGAAUCUGCAAGAAAAUGUGGACCGCCUUGUUGUUGUUUUCCCACAGUCCAAGUGGCGUGGCAACUUUACGGGUCUCCACAAUUGUGUUUUGCGUGGACUCAAGUCGUCAAUUGGCUAUGAGCCGUGUUUGAAGAUGCUAUUCAAGCUUAGUAUGAUUAUGGAUAGCCAAAUCAUGGGCGAGUCGCGAUUGUGUGUCACUGUUGUAGCCAACAUUCCACGCUUUUUGCAUGCUCUUGAGACCAACAAUAUCACACCGGAGGUUAUUGAGUCAACCAACCAGUUAUCACAAAUUUGCACAGCUGAGGACCGUCCUGGGCUGGCACGCAUCUUCACCUCGCUUUCCAAAAAUAAGUUCCGGUCUAAGAAGGAUUUCCUUGUACAGUGUGUAUCUGCCAUUUCGGCCAACUUUUUCCCCUACCACGCUGGUUCUUGUUUGGUUCUUUUGCUUGGAAUGUUAUUCAAUCGCACGCCGUGGAUCAAAGCCGAGACGCUUGCAUUUUUGGAAAAGCUUUUGCCGCUUAUCAAUCUCCAAGGUAGUGAGUUUUCAGGGGUUGGAGCAGACUUGUUUUCGCCGCUGUUGCGCUUACUUCAAACCACUUAUGCAGAAAGUGCACUUAAUGUCAUUGACCAAGCAGGAAAUAUCAACUCUGGCCCGCUCGACAUGAAGGUUCUCAAGAUGAUUUUAGGAGACGAGGCUAUUGUCAAGGAGUAUGAAUCUAUUUCUACAAUGUUUGGUGUGCCCACUUCCACUGGUUGGGCUGUCCCCGCACUCAAAACUGCGAGCUUGGCUUGCCGCAGCAAUGUACACUCGGUCUACAUUACUUGUUCUGUCACUGACGAACCAAUGCCUGUUGCUGAAGAGUUUCAGUUUCAUCGCGAAGAGGUUAUUAACCCGCGCUACCACCACCACCAUCACCAUCGAUACGACAAUGCCAAUAAUGUAUCUGCGCCGUCUGGUAACGAGCCUGGUACUCUCAGUCACAUGUAUGCUGAGCUCAACACCUUGGACAUGUUUUUUGCCCAAACUAUUGCGCCAACACAUACACGCGACGCAUCAGUCACGGACACAGAUGCCAGCGAUGUUAUUGAUGCGGUCGACUCUGAACCGCAGAUUUAUGAUAAAAAAGUGUCUGUUAUUUUGAACCGCUCGUUAGCACGCACGCCUUCUUCGACCUCGUUCAAGACGUCUUUUGCAGACUCGAUUGGCAACAAUAAUGGGUUGCAGCAGGUCACGUUGCCGUCAUCGCCAACACAACAACAAGCGUUGUAUCAGUUGCAAUUGCAGCAGCUGCAGAUGCAGCAAAAUAUGCAACAGGAUCCUAGGUCGCCAACUGGACAACAGUUACAGCUUUUGCAACUUCAGCAGCAACCCGUGGGUCCAUUCCAGCAAUUGCAACAGCAACAACUUAUUCUACAACAGCAACAACUUUUACAGCAACAGCAGCUUCAGCAGCAGCAACAAUUGCAACAGCUCCAGCAACAACAUACAUUGCAAAUUUUGCAGGGCACGCAACCUUCGCACUCUGAUUCGAGAUAUACAAUUGGCACACGGUUCUAUAAUCACUUGAGGCGUGGCCAUGGUCAUUUGUCGUCGCACAUCAAUACCAACAACAAUGCAGCUGCAAGCACAGCAUCCGUGAUAAGUCCUUCUUUGAGUAUGGCCAGCAUUGCUUCACCAACCUCAGAGCAUGGGUCUGUUAGUAUGAGCAGCGAACCUGAGUACUCUCAAUCGUAUCUUAUGUUUGGGGACCCGAGCAGCGAGAGCGAAGAAAAUUUGGACUUGCAUGCUUCACAAUCAGCAGCAUACAGUUUGGAUGGUAUUACUGCUCUGGACAAUCAUCAGUAUCCAUCUGCACCAGUGCCUGCCGCCAUUGACUCGUAUGACCAGCGAUAUCAACAGUUUUACUACAAUGCGAUGCAGCAACAGGCGGCAGCAGCUGCAGCAGCGGAGCUUGGAUCGGAUUCACAGCUUGUGUCUGGUGCUGAGGUGCCUGGCCAGGUUUCCGGCAGUAAGUCUCCUCCACCUAAUACGUCGUUAUCGUCAUCUUCGACCAAGAGCAGUAGUAAGAAUAAUGGUAGCUCGGAGUCGCCGUUCCGGCUAGAAGUAUUGUUGCGAGGCACACCACUGGGAAAAAGCAAGAAAAAGCCGCGCAAACAACGUGCCGCAUCGCCUGCGCCAUUGUCUGAAGGCCUUUCGUCGCCCACAAUCCAAUCGUCGCCGCAAGGCUUGCAACAGCAGCAACCACUUUCACCUCAACAGCAGCAACAGCAGCCACAACAACAGUCACAGCAAAACUCGUCGGUUCAGCGUGGACAUCGGUAUACAUUUUCUCUUGACCGUACAGACUUGCCGUCAUCUUCGGUUUCACCACCACCGUUGCAAUUACAGUUUCAGCAACAGCAAGGGCACAUUCAGCCGUUGCCUGUUCAGCAACAAUUUGGACAGUCUGAAACGCCGCCACAACCACAACCACAACCACGGCAGCGUAGCAUUCUACACUUUAGCCAGCCGUACCGGUCGCCGUCGCCGAGGAUUGGUGCAGGAGCUUCAAUCUCUGCGGCAUCGUCACCGGGGACCAUAACUUCGGGGCACAGUAAUGGAGGAGGAGGAAGUAUUGGACACAGUGCUAGUAACAAACAUCGAUCUAGCAGCCCGCACGUUGGUAGUCCUGCAAAGAAGUAA
Magnusiomyces paraingens is the source of this 9918-nucleotide messenger RNA. RefSeq lists its product as uncharacterized. Gene Ontology annotation, biological process: cell morphogenesis. Gene Ontology annotation, cellular component: cell cortex; site of polarized growth. Bases 1 to 9918 code for a protein of 3305 amino acids. The transcript is spliced from 2 exons. The record is from RefSeq and is a predicted model, not a curated record. NCBI's taxonomy places the organism in Eukaryota, Fungi, Ascomycota, Dipodascomycetes, Dipodascales, Dipodascaceae.